Molecule: messenger RNA, 458 nt
Organism: Desarmillaria tabescens
Lineage: Eukaryota; Fungi; Basidiomycota; Agaricomycetes; Agaricales; Physalacriaceae
Exons: 3
Coding region: 1-396 (131 amino acids)
Source: RefSeq, a predicted model, not a curated record
AUGCCACUGAGGGUGCCCCAGCAGCAUCCUCCGGGUAUGUCGGCAGGCGCCUUGAUGAGGGGUGGAAACGAUCCAGUUGCAUUGCGGGAUUUAGUGGGCCCGAACAGCCGUUACAAGUUUGACUACAAGGGUUGGUGCGGCCGAACCGCGACUCCCGUCACCGAUGGCGAGGGGUGCGUCAUUGCUGUUCUAGCAGGGCAGCCUGAUGAUCCCAGCUGGGAUGGCGUACAUACCUCGGCCGCCGACCUCUUGGAUCAAACUCGACGUGAAUGCAAUUUCUCACAUCAACUAAGGAUCGCCACUCGCACUUCGGUGGACAAUACACUUAGAGGUCAAAGGCGACGGACAGAGCCAGGUGCGAGACAAAUAGUCAAGAAGCAGGGAGCGUUAAGUUAGGUAGAUUAAACCUUAGCCAAAGCUGGGGUUUAGACCAGCUGAGGCUCUACUUAAAUACACGU